UUCUCAAACACACAUAUCUCUCUCUCUCUCUCUCUCUCUCUCUCUCUCUCUCUCUCUCUCUCUCUCCCUCCUCCCCUCUUAUCUUACCUAUUUCUGAAAAUAUGCCGUGCUUGUUAUGCUGUACUCCUUCUGUAUCUUAUGAUCAUGUUUUUAAGUUUAGUCAGCAAGUUAUGUGUACUUAUCCUUCUUGUUUGUUAACUCUCUGUUUCUUGAUACGUUUUAAUUUCCUUGAUAAUAUUAUUGUCAAACCCUGCUAUAUAUGAAUUCAUGUAUCUCUAUAUUUCAUGCCCAUUGAUCUUAGAAUUUCCUCUAUAAAUUGUAUAAUGGGUCCAUAGUUGUUUUAAAGGUCUCAUCUUUGUAGGAUUCUUAAGGGCUUCUUGUGUUUGGAUGGAUGCCCAUUUGUUUAAACUUGUUUUAAACCUCUAUAAUUACUAUUUGACAAAUGGGUGCCGUGCUAUUAUAUUUGUUUGGCUGUAUGUUUCUUGAACUCUCUAUCCCUUGAAGUUUUGAAACCUGGCAGACAUAGUGUUAGAUCACCUAAUUGAUUAGUAGACUACUUGGUUCCAGGUGUUUGCCUUUUGCAUAUGUAAAUUACAAAAAAAGAAUUAAUGGAGGUGAAGUGAUGGAUCUGAAGUGUUUUAAAAUUAAUUGUUGAUAUUUUAAUUGGAAAAGAAAGUUAUAUUCUUUCGUUAGGCUCGGUUUUUAAUCACCGAUAAAUACAAUUGUUAGUAUCAGCCUAGUCAUGGUACAGAUUGAAGUUGGAAGAAACCAAUCUUUUCCUGAUUCACAAUCAUUAAAAAAUAUACCUGUCAUUUUUUAUGACAGUAUAGGUAUAAUAUUAAGUGUCGUGAACAUUCAAGAAAUUUUGUCUCGAACUUGCAAGUUCUAAUCAAUGGCCACCACUGAAUCCAUUUAUACUUUGGAAAUAAUGAUCGAGCUAUCUAUGUCUCUGGGUACUGUCCAUUCGAAAACAUUGAGUUGAGCCUUCAAGUCUACCAUUUGUAUCCAUCUUAUAUUUGGAGUAGUGUCAUCGAUUCGAAAGGUGUAAAGAUAUAAGAGAUACCAUAUUUCAUUUGGCUUAAUUUGUAUUUAUAGAUCUAUAUAUAUAUAUAUAGAGAGAGAGAGAAUGAAGAAACAUUUUUCCCAUUCGGCGGGAUCCAGAAUGCUAUUUGAUGGAAUCAAGAAGGAUAUUUGAAAUACGCUGUUAUGCUACAAAGAAGACUAGACUGGUGGCAUUGGCGCAGGUAUCAGAUGUUCGUGGUGCCCAGGACUAUAAUGGCAGUCAUGACAGAAGAGGAGCCCAACGUGUUAUGAGAGCCGAGGAACCAAGUGAUUGUUGUCCCUGUGGUGAGAUUCUUUGUUUUAACAAUAGAAGUGAGGUUACCAUUCCCAUUGAUGAUCACAACGUUAUGGGUAGUGGAGGCUCAGACGCAGCGAUGGCAGAACCCCAGUUGGUGGGAGUCAGGGGACCUGAGGGUCCUCGACCUCCAAAUGCCAGUUGUACUUUGUUUGUAGAUGGCUUACCUCAAGAUUGCUCUCGCAGGGAAGUAGCUCAUAUAUUUCGCCCCUUUCUAGGUUACAAAGGCGUUAGCUUUGUUCCCAGAGCGUCAAGAAACUCUAAUGGUGACCCGUUGGUGUACUGUUUUGUCGAUUUUGAGAGCCCAGGUUACGCAGCCAGUGCUCUGGAUUGCCUACAAGGUUAUGAAUUUGACGAGCAGGACCAAGGCGAUGUUAGAUUAAGGCUGGGUUAUGCUUACUUUCUUGAAUGCCCUGGUGCAACGUCAGUUGAAGAGUAUCGCGGAAGGAGUUGAAGUAUGCAAUUUGACAGGUGAUGUAUACCAUCUCCACGUGCCCACUCUAGUCGGGGAGAAGUACUAUUAUGAGCAAGGUCACAGCAACUUGGCGAGUUUCUGGUGGGUUUGUAAUAUCUGAGAGAUGACUUGAACACCCUUUUCAUCUUUCUUUUAUUCUCUCCUUCUUUAAUCUCUUUCUUUGGUUAUAUUCCAAUACAUUGUCAGAUUGUGUAAAAUGUUGUUACUGGAAGUGUCUUUCUGGUGUUUCGGCGUGGGAUUUCUUAACGUGCAUUGGCAAAAAUUUAAAUCUAUACUUUUUAAGGUUUUUUCUAGUUUA
Molecule: messenger RNA, 2130 nt
Organism: Daucus carota subsp. sativus
Lineage: Eukaryota; Viridiplantae; Streptophyta; Magnoliopsida; Apiales; Apiaceae
Product: nuclear speckle RNA-binding protein A-like
Exons: 7
Coding region: 1173-1811 (212 amino acids)
Molecular function (GO): RNA binding
Source: RefSeq, a predicted model, not a curated record